AAAGGCACAAGACAUGAUGAUGAUUAGGGCCCUAAGCACAAGGAAGGAUAGAGGCAGCAGCUACAAGAAGCUCGGUGAGGAAGAAGAAGCAGGUGCUGGGCUUUUAGAAGCAAAACAGCAGAGCGCUGCAGUGAGUAAACAUCAUGAGCAAUCCCAGAAGGUGAAGGUGGAGAAAAGCGGGGGUUCGGUUCACCCUCUUUUUAGUUUCUUCGAUAUGAGUCUAAAGAGGAAGAAGAAGAAGAAGAAAAGCACAAGGACGACAGCAAAACCAGAAUAUGCUAGGUACUUGGAGUAUGUUAAGGAAGGAGGCGUUUGGGAUAACACUUCAAAUGAACCUGUCAUAUAUUACCGGUAAAUCACAGAGGUUGUAUUUGUUUGUUUUCGGUUUGUGAUGAAAAAAAGAAGAAAAAAACUUAUUCCAAUAAUUAAGAAAAAAAAAAAGAAGAUGAAUAAUUUGCCUCUUUUGGUGUGGACUGAUCCAUGUAUUUAAAAUUUACAGUCUAAUAAGAUAAAUCCAUCAUUGGUUUAUCUA
Molecule: messenger RNA, 532 nt
Organism: Camelina sativa (false flax)
Lineage: Eukaryota; Viridiplantae; Streptophyta; Magnoliopsida; Brassicales; Brassicaceae
Source: RefSeq, a predicted model, not a curated record